Molecule: messenger RNA, 3669 nt
Organism: Cygnus olor (mute swan)
Lineage: Eukaryota; Metazoa; Chordata; Aves; Anseriformes; Anatidae
Product: lethal(3)malignant brain tumor-like protein 4
Exons: 22
Coding region: 1097-3526 (809 amino acids)
Biological process (GO): regulation of DNA-templated transcription
Cellular component (GO): nucleus
Molecular function (GO): zinc ion binding; protein binding
Source: RefSeq, a predicted model, not a curated record
GAUGGAUGUUAAAAGCCAAAGCUGGUUCUCUACAGGAAUGAUGGAGCAGUUUCCCAAGGCUGCAGUGUGGCUCAGUGGCAGAAACGAGUAUUUCUGACUUUCUCUUCCUAUGGGUUCCCUAUCUAAAGAUAAAGCACAGAGGUCUGGGUGGUAGCAUAUUAAUUAUGAACUAUUAUCUCUGCCAGCACGCUAGUCGUUUAUCAUUUAAUAAAUCUGAAUCUCCACCUUGGGACUGAAUGACUCAUCGUAGUUUUUCUAUAUCUUCCUUUGCAUUGUUUCUGAGUCGUCUAAUGUUGAGGAUGAAAAGCAAUCACGCAAAUAGGGACAAAUGGGAAGCAUUUGUGCUCUUCAUGGCUCUUCAAAAUGUUUCAAGUUAGAUUCUGCUGUCUUUAAUUGCACAGUUUGCUCCCUUUUAUUGGGCUAUCUUGGUUUUACUGUAGAUUGUACUGGUAGGGAGCAUUAUAAGAACAGUAAUUUCUUCAUUACAUUUUUCUAGGGCUUUUAAUAGAUUUAUAAAGCACAAGAGAUGAAAAAGGCCCAUUAUCGUAUUGGGUCUUCUCCGGGUAGUACAAGAUAGUUUGGUUUGUUAUACUUCUUGACAGUUUUCCUGGUCCCAUUUUAAAUAAAUCCUGCAGCUUAAUUACCUCUGCUCAGGUUCUGUCCGAGUACUUUCCAAAUUCCAAACCCCUCGUCCCCGAGGGAGCUCCCUAAAUAGUCUUGGUGUUGCAGCUUCUUUAUUUUUAGAGCCUGAAUGCGAAGAAUAACAUCUAAAAAGCGAUGUUUUUGUCCUUGUUGGAACUGGCAUCAAAGCGUAGGCUACAAACUAGUGUUUACAAACGUACAAGGCUACAUCAAAUAUUAACGUACAGUGAACCUUCGGCUGCGGUCGCUCGAUACCACGGUACCGGAGCAGAAAUUAACUGGAGGGGUGAAUCUCCAUGAAGCUGGGGGCGGGAGGGUUCUGUACACAUAGCUGGGGGCGCCGCGGGGCAUCUCCAGGUUCCACAGGUCCGUUGGAACCGUUGGGAGUUGAGCAGGUGCCCACAGCUUUGCUGCUUCCCACUUGCACCCUCCUGGCCCCAUCCCGCUGGGCCGUAUGCGUGCUGCUAAGCUUCACGCUUCGGCAGGACUAUCCCAAAGACUAAGCAGAGAGAUGGAACAGAAUGUCUCGGAGAGAAUCGUCACCGUCCCGGCAGCAGACUGCGAUGUACUGAGUGCCUUAGACUGGAAAGACGGCAUUGGUACCUUGCCUGGUAGCAACAUACAAUUCCGUUUAAAUGAGUUUGGAAUGCUAGAAAUCAUUACUGAAGUAGAAGCAGAAGCCAUAAAAACUCUUUCAGCCUCAGCAAUAAAUGCCAGCCCAACCAGCUUUGCUCCUGCUGCUGUCAACGCUUCCGCUGCCUCUAGCACUGAUUUGGAAGUGUCCAAAGACAACUUGCCCUGUUCUGUUUUCCAAACCCGUGGUCAAAUGGAUUGCUUUGCGAAUGGAAAGUUUUGUACUCAGACAGGCUCUCAGCAGCACAGGGACAGAAACAGGGGAAAUAGCAGAAAUCCUAAUGUCAGCAUUGGCUGUCAGAUGAAUGAGGUUGACAGACCUGCCAAACGUCUCCGAAGGAAGAGAAGACUGCUUCUGGAGUCUGAGGAUGAUGAGGAAAAUGCAGAUGAGGAUGAGGAGAAGAAUAAAUCAAAUAAUAUGAAAAGCCGCAGAAACACUAAACCAAUAAAACAAGUUGUUCCUGCAAAGAAGAAGGUAUGGAACUGGGUUUCCUACUUAGAAGAGGAACGGAUGCCAGCUGCUCCCCUAAAACUGUUCAGAGAGUAUCAAUUAUUCCCACAAGGCCGAAAUGGAUUUAAAGUUGGAAUGAAAUUGGAAGGGCUGGACCCUGAACACCCAUCUCGAUUCUGUGUUCUUACAGUGGCUGAGGUACAAGGGUAUAGAAUGCGAUUACAUUUUGAUGGUUAUCCGGAGUGCUAUGACUUCUGGGUUAAUGCUGAUUCCUCAGACAUCCAUCCUGUCGGCUGGUGUGAAAAAACAAGCCAUAAGCUGCUCCCUCCUAAAGGUUUCAAGGAGGGAGAAUUUAAUUGGGCUUCCUAUUUGAAGAAUUGCAAAGCUCAAGCAGCUCCAAAAAGCCUUUUUAAGACCCUCAGCACUCCUGUCACACCAUCUGGUUUUCGUCUGGGAAUGAAACUAGAGGCAGUGGACAAGAAGAAUCCGUCACUGAUGUGUGUUGCAACCAUCACUGACAUGGUGGAUAACCGCCUGCUAGUUCAUUUUGAUAACUGGGAUGAGAAUUACGACUACUGGUGUGAAGCUAGCAGCCCAUAUAUUCGUCCUGUUGGCUAUUGCCAAGAAACUGGAACCCCGCUGACAACACCACCUGGAUACAAGGAUCCUAAAGCCUUCUCAUGGCAGAAAUACUUGGAAGAAACUAAUUCCCAGGCAGCCCCAGCAAGAGCAUUCAAACUGCGUCCUGCUCAUGGAUUCCAAGUUAAUAUGAAGUUAGAGGCUGUAGACAAAAGAAAUCCCAUCUUGAUAAGAGUAGCAACGAUAAUUGACAAAGAUGACCAUCGUAUUAAGAUACAUUUUGAUGGCUGGGACCGUAAUUAUGAUUUUUGGGUCGAUGCAGACAGCCCUGAUGUUCAUCCAGUAGGCUGGUGUGCAAAAACUGGACAUGCUUUGCAAGUCCCUCUAGGUGCUGUUGAUCCUGUGGGAACUGUGGGACAAGCGUGUCCUACUCCAGGCUGUCACGGUAUUGGUCAUGUCAGGGGACCACGAUAUGGAACACAUUAUACGUUAGUUGGCUGCCCAUAUUCUGAUGUGAACCUCAGCAGAGAAAACUCGUUACAGGACCGCCUGAGCGGGGAAAAACCUUCCUCUGGCAAUAGCCUUCAGAAAGCCAAGAGGAUAGAGACCCCUGCCCCAGUCCUACUGGGAACAGGAGAGUCUUCUCAGGAGGACUCUCCACACUCCAGAAAAUCUGCACAAGACAGUGAAAAGUCAUGUCAAAGCAGUGUUCACAGUCUGUCGGAACAGUCUGAAAACAAUCAAGAGAAAGACUGGAUAGAAGAGGAAUCGUCUGCAGACAUCAAAGCCAAACCGAAAAAGCUUGGAUGCUCACAUGCCUAUAUAAAGUUCCAGCUGGCGAAACAGGAAAACAAUGGGAAAGACCCUGAUUUUGAUCUCCAGCAGGCCCUCCACCAGUCCAUCUUCAUGCCUUCCCUGACCUCUAACCCAACCCACCGCCUCCAUCUCUGCUGGGAGCAGCACUGCAAGCUCUUGCCAGAGGUCUCGGGCCUCACAGCCAAGCACGUGGCCAAAUGGACUGUGGAAGAGGUGGUGAGCUUUAUCCAGCGUCUACCUGGUUGCAAAGAACAAGCAUCUGUGUUCAGGGAAGAGCAGAUAGAUGGUGAAGCCUUUCUGCUCCUGAACCAGACCGACAUAGUUAAAAUACUCAGUAUCAAACUGGGUCCUGCCCUGAAGAUCUACAAUGCCAUUCUCAUGUUCAAGUCUGCAGAAGAAGAGUGAGAAGAGCCCUUCGGCAGAGCCCAAGAGGAAUUGACAGGGAACAGAUCUUCCACCGAGAGCAUUACAACGUGCCCAAGAGGCAGACUUGGACUCAGAUAUAUUUUAAGUAGAACUUAUUAAAAAAUAUUUUGAGGACAUAAAAA